UUUCAAUCCAACUUUUUAUCGAAGCGUAAAGUUUGUUCCCUAUUCAAAUUGAACAAAAAAGAUACCCACUUUCUCUCUUUGUUCCCGGAAAGCCACCGACCCUUGUAACCUCCUCCACUCCUCCAUCUCCUUCUCUCUCUAUAUGUAUACAUUUUGUAUGUUUGUAUACAUCUCUCUAAUAACUUGCUGCUUGUUCAUGUUUUGCUGACCUAACACAACACUCUCUAUGACUAUACUUUUCCUUCUUUCAUUCAAUUGAGUUUUGUUUUUUUGUAUAAAAUAUUGUCGGUUUGGAGUUUUUAGAGCAACCCCAUUUAUCUAUUUUCCCUUUACUGUGUCUUCAUGAUCAGUACAAACUGAAAAGAGGGGGUUAAAGCUUAUAAAGAAAGAUUUUUUUCAGUUUUUUCAACAUGAAAAGACCAAAAUUUGACUUGUUUAUGUCACUCAGUAGGCAAAGAUCUUUGCAAGUUUUGAUUUUGUUAGGACUUUGUUAUGUAUUUUUGGUGGGUCUUGAAGUUCCUUUUGUAUUCAAAAAUGGGUUUAGUUUAGUUUCUCAAGAAGGUUUUGGUGCUGGACAGUUAGAGAGGUCUUUAGUGGUUGGUAGUGAAGAAGAAAAAAGGGCACCAAAUCGCCCUUUAGAUGUUCCACGUAAGGUUCCAAGUGAAUUGAAGAAUGAAAGGAAGAUUAGUGAAAUCAAGAAUCCAUUGUCAAGUUUAGUGUUUGAUGGUAGUUAUGUGAAUAUGAGUAGUAAUGAUGGGUUUUCUGGGAUUUUGAAGUCAGCAAAAGAGGCUUUUGAAGUAGGUAAAAAGUUCUGGAAAGAGUUGGAAUUGUAUAAAAAGGAAGUGGGGUUUGUGGAAAGUAGUGGUAACAAGUCAGAAGAAUGUCCUCAAUCUAUUUCAAUGACAGGGUCUGAUUUUGUGGGGAAAGGGAGAAUGAUGGUGUUGCCAUGUGGGCUUACUCUUGGUUCACAUUUAACUGUUGUAGGGAGGCCAAAAAGGGCACAUCAGGAGAAUGAUCCAAAGAUAUCAUUGUUGAAGGAAGGUCAAUUCUUGAUGGUUUCACAGUUUAUGAUGGAGUUACAAGGGUUGAAGACUGUUGAUGGAGAGGACCCACCAAGGAUUCUUCACUUUAAUCCAAGGUUGAAAGGUGAUUGGAGUGGGAAGCCUGUGAUUGAGCAGAACACUUGUUAUAGGAUGCAAUGGGGGACUGCUCAAAGGUGUGAUGGGUGGAGGUCCAGGGAUGAUGAGGAGACUGUUGAUGGCCAGGUAAAAUGUGAAAAGUGGACGCGAGAUAAUGACACUAACCAUUCCGAGCAAUCAAAGGCGUCUUGGUGGUUAAAUCGGCUAGUAGGGCGAAAAAAGAAGGUCGAUUUUGAUUGGCCAUUCCCAUUUUCAGAGGAUAGGUUAUUUGUGCUAACUCUCAGUGCUGGUUUGGAGGGUUAUCACGUAAAUGUUGAUGGGAGGCAUGUGACCUCAUUUCCAUAUCGAAUUGGAUUUGCGCUUGAGGAUGCCACUGGCUUAUCAUUGAAUGGUGACAUUGAUAUCGAUUCAAUCUUUGCUGCCUCCUUGCCCUCAUCACAUCCUAGUUUUGCUCCUCAAAGGCAUCUUGAUAUGUCAAACAGAUGGAAGGCACCACGCCUCCUUGAUCAGCCUGUGGAUCUGUUCAUUGGCAUUCUGUCUGCAGGCAAUCAUUUUGAUGAGCGAAUGGCUAUAAGGAGGUCUUGGAUGCAGCAUCAUCUAAUCAAAUCUUCAAAUGUUGUGGCUCGAUUCUUUGUCGCAUUGCAUGCUAGGAAGGAUAUAAACGUGGAGUUGAAGAAAGAGGCAGAAUUCUUUGGUGACAUCGUCAUUGUUCCCUUCAUGGACAAUUAUGAUCUUGUUGUCUUGAAAACAGUUGCCAUCUGUGAAUAUGGGGUCCAUGUAGCAUUUGCUAAAAAUAUCAUGAAGUGUGAUGAUGACACAUUUGUUAGAGUGGACGCAGUUAUCAAGGAAAUAAAUAAAAUACCCGAGAAUAGGAGCUUAUAUGUUGGAAAUAUCAAUUACUAUCAUAAGCCCCUGCGUAAUGGUAAAUGGGCAGUGACAUAUGAGGAAUGGCCAGAAGAAGAUUAUCCACCUUAUGCGAAUGGACCAGGUUACAUUAUUUCAUCAGCCAUUGCAAACUUCAUCGUCUCAGAGUUCAAUAGUCAUAAGCUAAAGUUGUUCAAGAUGGAGGAUGUCAGCAUGGGAAUGUGGGUCGAAAAAUUUAAUAGCUCAUCUAGUCCUGUGCAAUAUGUACAUAGCUUGAAGUUCUCCCAAGCUGGAUGUGUAGACGACUAUUAUACCGCUCAUUACCAGUCCCCUAGACAGAUGAUUUGCAUGUGGAACAAAUUACAACAGCUAAGCAGACCUCAAUGCUGUAACAUGAGAUGACACUUAGAAUGGUAUUUGGAAACUGUCCCAGUAACACAAGGAUAGACAAGUUUUGCACUUAAUAGAACCAUCAUCUGUAUAUUUUCUGGAGGACACUUGUUUUUUAUAUGAUAGGGCUGCUUAGGUGCCUUGAAAAUUCACUUUUGCCUUUCUCUACUUCCCACCUUUUUUUAAAAAAAUAAAAAUUUCCAAGUACUUUCAGAUAGGUACAUAAAUGUGCAUUUUAGAAUCUCACACACACUUUUGGAUGUAACUUUCCAUAGAAUAACAGCAGCAGAAGGAAACACAUUUGAGAUUCCAUGAAGUUUCCUUUUUUUCUUCCUUCUCUUUAUUAAAAACACAAUAAUAUGGUACUACUACGUUUCAAAUA
This is a messenger RNA of Capsicum annuum, 2775 nucleotides long. Its product is annotated as hydroxyproline O-galactosyltransferase GALT6. Gene Ontology annotation, cellular component: Golgi membrane. The coding region runs from base 411 to 2405 and encodes 664 amino acids. NCBI's taxonomy places the organism in Eukaryota, Viridiplantae, Streptophyta, Magnoliopsida, Solanales, Solanaceae. The transcript is spliced from 7 exons. The record is from RefSeq and is a predicted model, not a curated record. Gene Ontology annotation, molecular function: galactosyltransferase activity; carbohydrate binding.